GCAGGGUCUCAGGCUGCUGCUGUGACGCGUCUACUCCGCGUAGCUUCAUAAUUUCAGCUGGUAAGCAUAUCCGCCAAAACCACAAACCCUAAUCCGGACCUGCGAAUACCGCCACCAUGUCUGGCUACGAAGUUGAACACAACAUCUCCACCGACGACAACAAGUCGCAACAACCCUCGCGCCGACCGGACCUCUCGACCUUCUUCUCGCAGCUUGAACUGGUGGACACGUCGGAUCCCAGCGCGCAUACGAACGCCAAUGCUUUACCGCAGCCCGAGAAUAUGGCGGCGGCCUUCCGCUUGCUUGCCAAUGCUUUCGAGACCAUGCGCGGACGACCGGCGGACGAGAACAACGAACACGGGGAUCUGUUAGCGAGUAUGAUCGAGAUGCUCCGCGAGAAUGCCGACGACCCGCCCACAGAACUGAAGGGAGUUCCAAACAGCUUCCUGGAUGAAUUGGAGCGCGUACCAAAGAAAGCGCUGAAGCCUUCUGAUACCUGCCCAAUCUGUGUGAACCCAUUCCUCGAAGACAAGUAUCCACUCGUAGUCCGGCUGCCCUGUCACGACGAUCAUCGCUUCGAUCUGGACUGCAUAGGACCUUGGCUCAAGCUGAACUCCACAUGCCCUCUUGAUCGCAAAGAACUGUUGAAGAAGAAACAACCGCCGCCACCGCCUGCGGAUGAUGACGAAGAAGACUAUGAUGAUAUGUACGCCUGAAAGGUCUCACCCUGCGUUACGUUGCAUCGGAGUUUGGGAAUACCAGCAGAUAGCGGAUGAACAUAGAUGAUCUCGAUGGAUCAUGCGCACACGCGGAACCUUCCCGGUAUUGACAGUGAUCAUAUGCGGUAGGAAAUUAAGCGGUAGUUUGGCGCCAGCCUUCGCUUCCAACUCAUGGAUCAAAUGGAAUCCAAAACAUCUCCCCCUCCUUUCUGACUGAACAGGU
Molecule: messenger RNA, 942 nt
Organism: Alternaria rosae
Lineage: Eukaryota; Fungi; Ascomycota; Dothideomycetes; Pleosporales; Pleosporaceae
Exons: 3
Coding region: 117-716 (199 amino acids)
Biological process (GO): protein ubiquitination
Cellular component (GO): cytoplasm
Molecular function (GO): ubiquitin protein ligase activity
Source: RefSeq, a predicted model, not a curated record